Messenger RNA from Telopea speciosissima, 1333 nucleotides. Its product is annotated as translation initiation factor eIF-2B subunit beta. The coding region runs from base 20 to 1273 and encodes 417 amino acids. Gene Ontology annotation, cellular component: eukaryotic translation initiation factor 2B complex. The record is from RefSeq and is a predicted model, not a curated record. The transcript is spliced from 10 exons. Lineage: Eukaryota; Viridiplantae; Streptophyta; Magnoliopsida; Proteales; Proteaceae. Gene Ontology annotation, biological process: translational initiation. Gene Ontology annotation, molecular function: guanyl-nucleotide exchange factor activity; translation initiation factor activity.
UUCAACAUUCAUAAUAGUCAUGCCAGACACGCAGACCAUCGUGAAUGAUUUUGUCAUAAAGCUCAAACGACGUAAGGUUGAGGGAUCACAGGCGACAGCUAAACAGACUGCAGAGCUGCUCCGGUCAGUGAUUUCUCAGCAGAGGGUGCCACAUACGAACCAGGCUGGGGCUCUGAUUGAGGCUGUCAAGGCAGUUGGCGAGCAGCUAAUUGCUGCGAAUCCUGUGGAACUUGCAGUUGGAAACAUUGUGAGGCGUGUUCUUCACAUCAUUAGGGAGGAAAAUGUGUCUCUAGCCACGAAUGCCAUUGGUAGGUUGAAUGUAUCUGCUGGAAGUGACGAUGAAGAUGAUGAUGAGCGGGGUGAUUUUCCAGUACUCUCUGCAGCAGCAGUUGCUGCUGCUUCCAGAAGUACUUUGCGUCCACCUUCUUUGCAUGCCCUUCUUGAGGAUAUGCCUGAUUUGGGAGCUGCUCAUCACACUUCUUCUUCAGGAGGUGAUUCAGAAGGAAAAAGCAAAUCGGCUGAUAAAAGUUCAAGGAGCCGAAAGCUAAAACAUGAUGUUAUUGAGGCUGUUAAUGAACUCAUUGAAGACAUUGACACCUGCCAUGAACAGAUUGCUGAACAAGCAGUGGAGCAUAUUCAUCAUAAUGAGGUAAUUUUAACUUUGGGCAGCUCAAGAACAGUGAUGGAGUUCCUUUGUGCUGCGAAAGAGAAGCAGCGGUCAUUCCGGGUAUUUGUUGCAGAAGGUGGUCCAAGGUAUCAAGGACAUUCUCUUGCAAAAGAGUUGGUAGCAAGAGGUUUACAAACAACUGUAAUUACUGAUUCUGCAGUUUUUGCCAUGAUUUCUCGAGUGAAUAUGGUAAUUGUUGGAGCUCAUGCUAUUAUGGCCAACGGCGGGGUGGUAGCACCUGUUGGGUUGAAUAUGGUUGCACUUGCUGCUAAAAAGCAUGCGGUUCCAUUUGUUGUGGUUGCUGGUAGUCUCAAGUUAUGCCCAUUGUAUCCACACAAUCCAGAGGUCCUACUAAAUGAUUUGAGAUCACCAUCUGAAUUGCUAGAUUUUGGGGAGUUCUCAGAUUGCAUGGAUUUUGGAUGUGCUGGUGGUGCUCCUCUUUUACAUGUUGUCAAUCCUGCAUUUGAUUAUGUGCCCCCAAACCUCGUUAGUCUUUUUAUCACUGACACAGGAGGGCACCCCCCUUCAUAUAUGUACCGGCUCAUUGCAGAUUACUACUCUGCUGAUGAUUUUGUUGUGCAAAAGAGACCAGCCUCUGGAAAUUGAAGCCAGCUUUAGAUCUUAGAAUAUGCUGACAGGUCUGCCAUAGAAAAGCUACUGUCGGAG